ACGGAAGCGCUGGGGUCCCAGGGAUCCCACAGCGGGUGGAUCGGAACCAUGGGGCAGCCCUGGGUGGCUCGGGGCGCAGAAGGAGCGCCCGCGCGGCUGCCCCUGCUGCUCACCGCGCUGUGGGCCGCCGCCGUGGUCCUGGAGCUGGCCUACGUGAUGGUGCUGGGGCCCGGGCCUCCCCCAUUGGGACCCCUGGCCCGGGCCUUGCAAGUGGCGCUGGCUGCUUAUCAGCUUCUUAACCUGCUGGGCAACGUGGGACUGUUCCUGCGCUCAGAUCCCAGCAUUCGGGGCGUGAUGCUGGCUGGCCGCGGCGUAGGCCAGGGCUGGGCUUACUGUUACCAGUGCCAAAGUCAAGUGCCGCCACGUAGUGGGCACUGCUCUGCCUGCCGCGUGUGCAUCCUACGUCGUGACCACCACUGCCGCCUACUGGGCCGCUGUGUGGGCUUCCAUAACUAUAGGCCCUUCCUGUGCCUGCUACUUCACGCUGCUGGUGUCCUGCUCCACGUCUCGGUGCUGCUAAGCCCUGCCCUGUCAGCCCUUCUGCGGGCCCACUCAGCCCUCUACACUGUGGCUCUCCUGCUGUUGCCCUGGCUCAUGCUACUCACAGGCAAAGUCUCUCUGGCCCAGUUUGCCUUAGCUUUUGUGGUGGACACAUGUGUGGCAGGUGCACUACUGUGUGGUGCUGGACUGCUUUUCCAUGGGAUGCUGCUCCUGCGGGGCCAGACCACCUGGGAGUGGGCUCGGGGCCAGCACUCCUAUGACCUGGGCACCUGCCACAACCUGCAGGCAGCUCUGGGUCCACGCUGGGCCCUAGUCUGGUUCUGGCCUUUCCUAGCCUCCCCUUUGCCUGGAGAUGGAAUCUCUUUCCAGACACCAGCUGAUGUGGGUCUUGUGGCUUCCUGAGUCCAGGUAGAGCCAGAACUGAAUAGGGAGGAAGGGAGCAGAGGAUGGAGUUGGAAACUUGCUUUCAGUUUCAUGCCAGCCACAGGACGGAGGCCCUGUUGGCCCUUCAUGCCUGUAGUGGUAGCUCUAGCUCCUUCCAUGAACCUAUCCAAUGUGGGCUCUUCCAUAUCUAGAGUUCAGACACAGUAACUCAGCUCUUUUUGGCAGAGGAGGAUCUGGCAAGGAAGCUACUUGGUCAGCCUGUCUUCCCCUCUACCAGGCUGGUAAAGUGCCCAUCAGGUUCUUGGCCUCCUCUGUUUUUGCUUUUAUUAUUUUGCUUGCUGUUUUCCAGUUCCCAUGAUUAUCAGGCCUGGAGACUACAGAAGGUAUGAGAUGCUAAUGGGCCAGGGCUCUGCCUCCUCUGGCCUUGGAAGCCUGUGGUGGGAUCCAGGAAAGGAGAAUCCAAAUGUGCUCCAGAGGAUAGCACUCCAUGGAAAAAUCUCUGCAGCAGGGGUUUCAAGGAAGAUCUUGUAGCUCAUCUGUAUGUGGGGAUUGAGUUAGGAUCUUUGUUCUGUAAAAACACGUAAAGCCCUGCUAGACCAUGUGACAAGAUUGUAGGAUAGAAAUAUAGACCUUACUGGCCUUAACUUUGUAGACUAUGCUGGCUUCAAACUCAGAGAUGUGCCUGCCUCUUCCCCCUAAGUGCUGGGAUUAAAGGCAUGUGUCACCAAAA
Molecule: messenger RNA, 1615 nt
Organism: Phodopus roborovskii (desert hamster)
Lineage: Eukaryota; Metazoa; Chordata; Mammalia; Rodentia; Cricetidae
Gene: Zdhhc24
Product: zinc finger DHHC-type containing 24
Exons: 3
Coding region: 49-903 (284 amino acids)
Biological process (GO): protein targeting to membrane; peptidyl-L-cysteine S-palmitoylation
Cellular component (GO): Golgi apparatus; endoplasmic reticulum
Molecular function (GO): protein-cysteine S-palmitoyltransferase activity
Source: RefSeq, a predicted model, not a curated record